UGCCAUCUGUCCACUCAGCUGAAUUUCUUCGCUCUUUUCAAGUUUUCUCUGUCGGGUUGUUGCUUUACACGGUGCCGAUCUGUCGAAAGUGAUGGCUUCGUUUGCAGCUCGGGGAUUCCUCAAGGUUCCGGCCGGAAUCAAACUGCCCCUCAGCAACCACGGCGCGAGAUGCAUCGCUACGACGGCUCCUCAACUCGCGCAGACCAAAAAGACUGUCCAAGACAAGACUGGCAAGAAUGUGGUGCUGGUUGACGCUGUGCGAACGCCCUUCCUGCUGUCCGGCACCAGCUACUCGAAGCUGAUGCCCCACGACCUCGCCAGAGCCUCCCUGCUGGGACUUUUGCGCAAAACUGGAAUCCCUAAGGAGGAAAUCGAUUAUGUUAUUUACGGCACUGUGAUCCAAGAGGUGAAAACCAGCAACAUCGCUCGUGAAGCUUGCCUCAGCGCCGGUUUCUCUGACAAAACACCCGCUCACACAGUCACUAUGGCCUGCAUCAGUUCAAACCAAGCCAUCACCACAGGUAUCGGCAUGAUUGCUGCUGGAGCAUAUGAUGUCAUUGUGGCCGGUGGAGUCGAGUUUAUGUCUGAUGUGCCCAUAAGGCACUCGCGAAAAAUGCGCAGUCUUCUCUUGAGGGCUAACAAGGCGAAAACGAUGGGCCAGCGUCUUUCUCUGCUCUCCACCAUCAGGCCAGAUUUCUUCGCUCCAGAGUUGCCGGCUGUUGCCGAGUUUUCGACGAACGAAACGAUGGGCCACUCCGCUGAUCGGCUUGCCGCCGCGUUCAAAGUGAGUCGGCAAGAACAGGACGAUUAUGCGAUGCGCUCGCACCAGCUGGCGCACCGCGCGCAGGAAAACGGCCACUUGACCGACAUUGUUCCAUUCCAAGUGCCCGGCGUGGCUGAGACCGUCACCAAGGACAAUGGUAUCCGCAUCUCCACACCCCAGCAAAUGGCCAAGCUGAAGCCAGCCUUUGUCAAGCCCCAUGGAACCAUCACUGCCGCCAACGCCUCAUUCUUGACUGACGGUGCUUCUGCUUGCCUGCUCAUGACUGAAGCCAAGGCCAAAGCUCUGGGGCUGAAGCCAAAAGCAUACCUCCGAGACUUUGUCUACGUCUCCCAGGACCCCAAGGACCAGCUCCUGCUUGGACCAACUUAUGCUACUCCCAAGGUCUUGGAGAAGGCUGGACUCACUGUCAAGGAUAUUGACGUUUGGGAAGUGCAUGAAGCCUUUGCCGGCCAAAUUUGCGCGAACCUGAAGGCCAUGGACUCUGACUGGUUCGCAACGACCCAGAUGGGCCGCAAGGAAAAGGUCGGCAUGCCCGACAUCAACAAGUGGAACCUGUGGGGUGGCUCCCUCAGCAUUGGACAUCCGUUCGCUGCCACUGGCGUACGUCUCGCCAUUCACACUGCUCACCGUCUCAUCAAGGAAGAUGGCCAGUUUGGUCUCGUCACCGCCUGCGCCGCUGGAGGACAGGGCGUCGGCAUGAUUAUCGAGAGGUACCCAGGAGCAACAGUUUAAAGAAUGAUUUACCAAAAGCAAGAAAAUGUACAUAGCUAUUUUUCUUAACUGCGAGCAAGACUUGAGGAAUGGUGGAACAUAGCCAACUAUUGUUUUAAAGCAAAAUUUAAACCUGCACUACUGGCAUCACUGUUGACAUUGCUGUAUGACGAGUUGUACUUUAUAUAAUUAUUGAUUUCCCCAUUUGUGUAGUUAUGAUUCCAAAUACAAUCCUUGUUUUUGUUAAGAAAA
Molecule: messenger RNA, 1747 nt
Organism: Cloeon dipterum
Lineage: Eukaryota; Metazoa; Arthropoda; Insecta; Ephemeroptera; Baetidae
Gene: Mtpbeta
Product: mitochondrial trifunctional protein beta subunit
Exons: 10
Coding region: 92-1516 (474 amino acids)
Biological process (GO): fatty acid beta-oxidation
Cellular component (GO): mitochondrion
Molecular function (GO): acyltransferase activity, transferring groups other than amino-acyl groups
Source: RefSeq, a predicted model, not a curated record